AACUUUCUCUCUCAAGCUUGGCAGCCACAGAAACAACGUGGACAGAAAAUCCGAGCUGUUAAUUUUCAUCAACACACAAAACACCGCUUUGGGCAAACAGAGACGACAUGCUGUCACUGUCACUGAAACAGCUUACUCGUCCGCUGGCGCGAUGCCUGCCCUCCGCGGCGAUGGCAGUGCGUGGGCAGCACACCAAGCAGGCGGACCAGUCGGGAGACUUUGCCCAGUGGACUGGGCAGGAGAGCCUGGCGGAGUGUGACCCCGAGAUGUGGGACCUGGUGCAGAAGGAGAAAGACCGGCAGUGUCGCGGACUGGAGCUGAUCGCGUCGGAGAACUUCUGCAGCAAAGCAGCUCUGGAGGCCUUGGGAUCCUGCCUGAACAACAAGUACUCUGAAGGAUACCCAGGAAGGAGGUACUAUGGCGGUGCUGAGGUGGUCGACCAGAUUGAGCUGCUGUGUCAGAAACGCGCUCUCGAAGCGUUUGACUUGGACCCCGUGCGCUGGGGGGUCAACGUCCAGCCCUACUCCGGCUCCCCGGCCAACUUUGCAGCCUACACUGCGGUUCUGAACCCACACGACCGGAUCAUGGGCUUGGACCUGCCCGAUGGGGGACACCUCACUCAUGGAUACAUGUCUGACGUCAAAAGGAUCUCAGCCACAUCCAUUUUCUUCGAAUCCAUGCCAUACAAGCUAAAUCCUGUCACCGGACUGAUCGAUUACGACCAAUUGGAGUUCACCGCUCGCCUGUUCCGCCCUAAACUGAUCAUCGCAGGAACCAGCGCGUAUGCCCGACUCAUCGAUUACGCCAGGAUAAAACAGGUGUGCACUGAAGUGAAGGCUCACCUGCUGGCGGACAUGGCUCACAUUAGUGGGCUGGUUGCAGCCAAGGUGAUCCCUUCCCCCUUCGAGUAUGCAGACCUGGUCACCAGCACCACUCACAAGACCCUGCGUGGGGGCAGGGCCGGUUUGAUCUUCUAUCGCAAGGGCGUGAAGGGGGUCGAUAAGAAGACUGGGAAGGAGCUGAUGUACGACUACGAGGACCGAAUCAACUUCGCUGUAUUCCCCUCUCUGCAGGGCGGGCCCCACAACCACGCCAUCGCCUCCAUCGCCGUGGCACUCAAACAGGUGAGCGCUACAGCCUGCACCCCCAGAACGAGAUCAGCCAGCUCAGGGGGGACCGCGUUCCAGGGAAGAGUCUCCUAGACGCAUAGCGAUUAG
Molecule: messenger RNA, 1217 nt
Organism: Polyodon spathula (Mississippi paddlefish)
Lineage: Eukaryota; Metazoa; Chordata; Actinopteri; Acipenseriformes; Polyodontidae
Gene: shmt2
Product: serine hydroxymethyltransferase 2 (mitochondrial)
Exons: 8
Coding region: 108-1202 (364 amino acids)
Biological process (GO): purine nucleobase biosynthetic process; protein homotetramerization; folic acid metabolic process
Cellular component (GO): cytosol; mitochondrial inner membrane; cytoplasm
Molecular function (GO): mRNA regulatory element binding translation repressor activity; cobalt ion binding; pyridoxal phosphate binding
Source: RefSeq, a predicted model, not a curated record